Populus nigra (black poplar) is the source of this 2997-nucleotide messenger RNA. Its product is annotated as toMV susceptible protein tm-1(GCR26). Lineage: Eukaryota; Viridiplantae; Streptophyta; Magnoliopsida; Malpighiales; Salicaceae. Gene Ontology annotation, molecular function: catalytic activity; metal ion binding. The record is from RefSeq and is a predicted model, not a curated record. Bases 55 to 2685 code for a protein of 876 amino acids. The transcript is spliced from 11 exons.
AAGCUAGUUUGAGAGGUUGAGCUUGGGAAAGAAAGAAAUAGAGGGUUACUGAUCAUGGUACAGAGAACAGUCUUGAAGGUUGAUAUUUCAUGCCAGAAAUGCAAGACAAAGGUGCUCAAAGCUGUGUCUACACUUGAAGGUGUAGAUACGAUCGAGGCUGACCAAGGAAAGGGAACAUUAACAGUAACAGGAAAUGCAGACCCGUAUGAGAUAAUACUGCGUACAAGAAAAACAGGGAAGCACGCAGAGGUAGUGAGCAUUGGGCCACCUCCGGCGCCACCAAAACAGGAUGGGCAAAAGAAGGCAGAAGAUAAAAAGCCUCAAGAGAAGAAGACUGAACAGAAGGCCCUGAUCUAUGAUCCAUGCACAUGCCCUCAGUGUCAGCCAGUGCUUCUCAUGCCACUGCCGGUGGGUCGGUGCGAUGAGCCCAACCCAUCAUGCUCCAUCAUCCGCAAACCUCCUCGAGUUUUCUGUAUUGGAACAGCUGAUACUAAGCUUGACGAGCUCCUAUUCCUCUCUGAUUCAGUCAGAUCCAAUCUCAAUUCUGCUUCUAAGGUACAGGUAGUUGUUGUUGAUGUUUCGGUUGGUAGCAAAGAGAUUGAGAGUGUUGGAGACUUUGAGUUUGUGUCCAGAAAGGAUCUUCUAGCUCCCUCUUUUGGUCCAGCUGGAACAACACAAAAUGUGCUUCCAGAUGAUAGAGGCCAAGCUAUUGCUGUAAUGAGUAGAGCUCUUAAGAAUUUCUUAGAAAAAGCUCAAGUGGUCGGUGCUCUUGCUGGAUCUGUUGGUCUUGGAGGCAGUGGGGGCACAUCUCUAAUAUCAUCUGCUUUAAGGUCUCUUCCUAUUGGAUUGCCGAAAGUCAUUGUAUCUACUGUUGCUAGUGGUCAAACUGAACCUUACAUUGGAUCAUCGGAUUUGAUACUCUUUCCAUCUGUCGUCGAUGUCUGUGGGAUUAAUAGUGUGAGUAGGGUUGUGUUAUCGAAUGCCGGUGCUGCUUUUGCUGGAAUGGUGAAUGGGAGGCUUGGGAGAUCUAAUGUUUAUUCUAGUGAUAAUGAGAGGUUCACUGUUGGUUUAACCAUGUUUGGAGUUACAACUCCGUGUGUGAAUGCUGUGAAGGAAAGAUUGGUAAAAGAAGGUUACGAGACCCUGGUUUUCCAUGCCACUGGGACUGGGGGCAAGGCCAUGGAAUCACUUGUUAGAGAAGGAUAUAUACAGGGUGUUUUAGACAUUACGACCACUGAGGUUGCAGAUUAUGUAGUUGGAGGUGUUAUGGCUUGCGAUAGUUCCCGUUUUGAAGCGAUCAUAGAGAAGAAGAUUCCUUUAGUGUUGAGUGUAGGAGCCUUGGACAUGGUCAACUUUGGUGCUAAGAAUACCAUACCUUCUAAUUUUCAGCAAAGAAAGAUUUAUGUCCACAAUGAGCAGGUCUCAAUCAUGCGAACCACAGUUGAUGAGAAUAAGAAGUUUGCUGGUUUUAUAGCAGAUAAGCUCAACAAAUCAUCAUCAAAGGUCCGUGUAUGCCUGCCACUAAAGGGUAUCUCAGCUUUGGAUUCCCCUGACAAGCCCUUUCAUGAUCCUGAGGCUACUGAUACUCUACUAACUGAACUACAGAAGCUUAUACUAACAACAGAAGAUCGGCAGGUAAAGUUGUAUCCUUAUCACAUCAAUGACCCUGAGUUUGCAGAUGCAUUGGUUGAUACAUUCUUAGAGAUUAGUUUGGGUAAGCCUAAGUGUUCCACUCAUCUCCAAAAUCCUGUUUCUGAACCCAAUCUAGAGCUUCAGGACGUUUCCAAUCUGAAUUCAUCAAGCUGUGAGACCAUUUGUUACAGCCCAAGCAACUAUCCAGACGCAAGACCAGAGACUUUACAGAAGACACAGGCAAUAUUGCAGCAUCUCAAAGAUCAAAUAGAUAAAGGAUUUCCCAUAAUUGGAGCUGGUGCAGGGACCGGUAUAUCAGCAAAGUUUGAAGAAGCAGGUGGUGUUGAUUUAAUAGUACUGUACAACUCAGGACGCUUUCGCAUGGCAGGAAGGGGCUCUUUAGCUGGUUUAUUGCCUUUUGCUGAUGCAAAUGCUAUAGUAAUUGACAUGGCCAAUGAAGUCUUACCAGUUGUCAAGGAGGUGCCGGUUCUUGCUGGAGUAUGUGGAACUGAUCCUUUCCGCCGAAUGGAUUACUUCUUAAAGCAGGUGGAAUCAAUUGGGUUCUGUGGGGUGCAAAAUUUUCCAACUGUUGGGCUUUUUGAUGGUAAUUUUAGACAAAAUCUUGAAGAGACAGGAAUGGGAUACGGAUUGGAGGUCCAGAUGAUUGAAAAGGCACAUAAAAUGGGUCUCUUGACAACUCCAUAUGCUUUUAAUGAAAGUGAAGCCAGGGAAAUGGCAAAAGUUGGUGCUGAUAUUAUUGUUGCUCAUAUGGGGCUGACUACAUCUGGGUCUAUUGGUGCAAAAACAGCUCUCUCAUUAGAUGAAAGUGUGUUUCAGGUGCAAGCUAUUGCAGAUGCUGCACAUAAGAUCAACCCCAAUGUCAUUGUGCUGUGUCAUGGAGGCCCCAUUUCUGGACCUAAAGACGCAGAAUUUAUAUUGAAUAGAACCAAGGGAGUUCAUGGAUUCUAUGGUGCAUCAAGCAUGGAGAGACUGCCUGUUGAGCAAGCCAUUACCAGCACAAUGAAACAGUACAAAUCAAUUUCCAUCAAAUGAAUGCCAAGGCGGGAUGUCUAUUGUAGGUCAUUAUCAUGUCCCCCUGUGUUACCCUUUCUGUCCCUGCCUGGAGAAUGAGAAGAAAUAUGUGUCGCCUGAUAUAAAGUUCAAAAUCCGCUCUUCCUUUUUCGCUAUGUACGAGUCUUGUAGAAUUGCAUGACUUUCUACUCCUCUUUAAAACAUGUGCGUAUGCUGAAAUGUAAUGCGAGAUAUUGAUGAGCUUGGAUUUUUCUUUGGCUGGCAUUUUAUUUUGAUUAAAAGCAAGGACCACAGACCAUUUGAACAGGUCAUUCUCCCCAGUCCAUUUUACCA